ACAGGCGGAGACUGGAGGGUUUGAGGAGGAGAAGGAGGAACGUCGUGGAUCGAGGAAUACAGGCUAGUCACUCACUCCAUACUGUAACUCCAUACAGUAAUCAAGAGCAGUCGAGAGCUGCAGACACUAAAAAAUUCAAGUGAAAUAUCCUCCAUGCUCCUCUUGGCCAAGGCACACACCGAGUCCGAGAGCGAGAGCGAGAGAAACAGAGAGAGAGACAGACAGGAUGAUGAUGGAACCAACUUGAAGUGGUUCCUCCCAACUAGUGCUCAUUGUCAUAACAUGGUGGUCACACAAACAUCAGCCAUGAUCAAACCAUAGGCCACCACCAACCCAUUGUCGCUCUCACAGAAUCACAGAAACGCCACUUUCAUCGAAUUGCCAAAUUAAGGCCAAGCCUCAAGACAGAUAUCGGAUAUCCACAUGUGAGCCAAACGAUUCGGGCAAAAGAAGCAAAACACCGAAACGUGAAAGUGUCGAAGGACACCAAUGCUUCGUGAUAAAGAUCUCCAUGUUUCUUGAAUCCGCACUUGGCAUUUCUACAUUGCAUCACAUAAGUCCGGAGACGGUUGUGAAUACCAUCCUCCAUCCAUCCAACCAACCAACCAACCAACCAACCAUUGAACCAUCCAACGAAUCACCUCUUGGGCACUGUCGAAACCAGUGAAUAGAGAUCAGUGACUCCUCCGAUUGGCGCCAAACUUUAGAUUACCUGACUCACCCACUGACUAAUAAAAGUCGUAUUCAAAUCAAAUCCGUGGGAUGGAGUGCCAGUGAAGUGUCAUCCAGAAGUACCAAACAAUCUUUAAGCCUUACAAUGGCUAUUCUAUAUUACUGUUGACAACGGAAAACCACAAUCUCAGGAAUUGCCAUCAUGAUCACCGAACGACUGCGUAUCGAGGUUCUGUCCAAGGAUCCGGAUGACAGACCCUCCUGCGGAAUAUCCCCUUGCUAGGUUUCUCAAGCAUGAACACCACGUCUAGCCGCCCAAUGGUCAUUGGGAUGAAAGGCAAGAUCGCAUCCAGAGCCCAUUCCUUUAAAGAGAACCUGCUCGAAGCCCUGGGACACCAUACACAUGACAAGGCUACUCCCGCUCACGUGGUUUUGGACCAAGGACAGCCGCAGCGCGUUCACUCCGCCGGGCACACUGGGGGCUCCUCGUCGUCGUCCAGGGGCGGUCAGCCCGUGAAUAAGACUGCCAUUCAAUUGGCCAAAAAGACGAAUUCCACGGACAACCUCAUUGGAUACUCGGAGCCCAAGCACAACACGGAUUCUUUGGCUAGGGAUGUCCAAUUGGCUCUGAGUUACUUUCAGGAUGCGGUCACCAAAGGAACUUUGGAAUUGCUCCCGGGAUGUGCCUCAAUUGUGUUGGAGCGAGUGGUCGGCUUGCAAUCGUUCGUGUUUCACGAUCCGGACCUCAAAGACGACCCCAAUCUGACCGGGGCCUUAGGGGAGCUGUACACGACCAUUUCCAAUCUGACGCAAUGGGCGGAUGCGGUGAUUGUCUCCGGUUCAUUGGAACAAACCGAAGAGUCCAGCGAGACCGUGGUAGAUCCCGUUCGGAAAGCCGUGGCCCAUCUUAUCAAUCAAAUUCACUGUCCCGCCCACGGGUCGGGAUCCAAGCCCUUGAAGAAGGCCAGUCAGCUUCACAACUCCCUGCCCGACAUCUCAUCGCCCGAUGUGGAGCACUAUCCCAAUCGUCCAUCCCCUCCUCGAUUACCUAAGCGCAAGCGAGAAGACCGCCACCGUCGCCACCACAGUCGCAAGAUCCGCAAUGGCGACGAGCUCGCCUCGCCUCCCCCUCUCCCGCCCAAACACGGGAAGCAUCAUCGGGACUCGUUGAAUCUCGGGAGUGCGGAUUGGUUCUCCAACCCGCUCUUCGACCCACAAAUGCAGCAGAGCAUGCUCAACAAGUCCUCGAAAUUCAGCUACGACCCCAACAUCGACUUGCCCUCGCCCCACGGGUUGGACACGACCUUGCCGGAUGGCCACGGGUUCCCCUACAUCGACGAGGUGUCGUCCCCGCUCAACUUGAGCCGAGAUUCCUGCUUUGGCGACGAGAUUACCACCACCGAGACCCUGCCCUCGAGUCCCUCGUUUGGGUCCAAUGAGCUCUCGCUUCGAGAUGAGGGUCACAAUAGUUUGUCGAGCAUUCUCCCUCCGCCCGUUCCGCCUCCCAACCUACCAAAGAAAGAGUACAAGCGUAAAAAGUCACAGCAUGACCCCUCCUCGUCGUCCUCAUUGUCGGCCCAGGCCCCGUCCCAUGGGCAAUUGAGCUCGUCCCAUAGCUUCGACUUGUGCAGUCGAAAGAAAGUGGAGCCUGCCUUUCCUGGAGCCGUGAGUGUCCAUCCGGCGGGUUUCAUGAUUCGCUCGGAGCGACGUUCCUCUGAUGGGAUGAAUGGUGCCCCGCCCCCCUUGCCACCAAAGAAACGCGAUAUCCUCAACUACAUGGAGCUCUUGGGCCAAUCACUCCUUCCUUCCCGGGAAGAUUUGAUGCAAAGCCUCGCUCAAACUCAGAUGCUCCUCCAGAAUGUUUGGGCGGAGAAUUACCACGAGUUCGGCGAGUUCGUUCCCGACAAUUCCGCGUUCAAUUUUCCACCAGCUCAAGGCCUCUUUACACAAAAUAUCGAUCUGUCUCGACUUCCUGUUGGGAUUCCCAUGCAGUUUCCGGACAUCAUCGAUGACCAUCAACCUCCUCCAGCGUUACCUCCGAAAAAGAACCGUCAGCACAAGAUACUGGCCAACUCCAGUCAACAAUAUCAGCUACCCUCCUUGCCCCCCAAUCAAGCCCCGCCUCUGUGUCGUCCCACCUCCUUUGAGUUGCACACAAACCGUGAGCGGCUCAUUCCCAUAGUCAGGGAGAGCGAUGGUACCAUGGUCAUCCCUCAUGGACCGUCUCCACACCCUCCACAUCUCGUCCCACCCUCGUCAUCGAGCCACUCAAAAAGAUUCUCAUCUGAGUCAGCUGCCAGCAGUUCCAAUGCAUCUGUCACAUCCGGAACCAGUGAUCAUCAUGUACCUCAAAAUCAUCACCAUCACCACCAGCAUCACCAUCACAAUCACCAACACCACCAAAUACUCAACUCAUUGAACCAAAAUCAUCAUCACCCUCCACCACCCAAAGAACGCCCUCAAAAUGGCAGCAUCACCAGUGGGUGCAGCGAUCGAGAUCGGCUCGAAGAUGGGACAUCAUCUAGCAAAAACACUAGUCAGACGUCAUCUUUGGAUCAUACCAAUCACACCGCCAACACCUCAGCCAGCUCGUCCCAAUUGGUCUUGCCCGAAAUCUCGGACGACUCUCCUUUGAACAAGUUGGGUAUGCAAAAAUGGGAGUCCCUGAUCUACGUCAACAACUCCGAAGGGAUCCUCGAACUCCGAGCGGGUGAUGUAGAUGAACUCAUCAUCCUGGCCACGGAAAGCACCAAUCGAGAUUUCGUGUAUCAAGAUGCGUUUCUGCUCACAUAUCGGACGUUUAUCAGCUCAUUGGCUUUGCUCUGGAAAUUGGAGUAUCGCUUCCGCAAGUUCAAUCCAAGUACAGACUCCGUCCACUUGAAAGCAGCCAGAAGCUCAUUCUCACUUAUGGUACGGGUCGUCGAUUCACUGAUUGAUUGCGACUUUCAAGAAGUGGAUGUGAUCAAAAAUCUGUCGGACUUCAUUGCCGAACUGGUCUCGCAUGGUGAACUCAUUUUGGCUCGAGCUUUGAGGAUUAAGUUCAUCCAAAAGUACGAUGAGCGGAGAGCCAGGCUCUUACCCGAUCUUGACUUUGGCAAACUCACCAUUAGUGAUAAACCCUUGAACCUCCUCCAGUUCAAGUCCGUGGAUUUAGCUGAACAGAUCACACUUAUGGAUGCUCAACACUUCUGGAAAUUGGAACCAGGGGAGUUGCUACUGUGGGUCAAGGAGCAAAACGAGGAAAAAUCCCCCAAUCUGGUCAAGUUCACCAAACAUUUUAACGCCAUGAGCUUUUGGUGCAGGACCAAGAUCCUUCAGGAGAGCGAUCCCAAAGAGAGGGAACGCCUCAUCAUGAAGUUCAUCAAAGUGAUGAAGUUCCUUCGCAAGCACAAUAACUUCAAUUCCUAUCUGGCCUUCUUGUCGGCCUUGGACUCGGCCUCCAUUCGUCGUCUGGAGUGGUCCAAGCAGAUCGUGGACACCAUCAAAGAGUACAGCGCUAUCAUUGAUUUCACUGGCUCCUUUAAGGCCUACAGAGAGGCCCUUUCUCAUGCAAAACCUCCGGUGAUCCCGUACAUGGGAUUGGUUCUUCAAGAUCUCACUUUCGUUCACAUUGGCAAUAGCGAUUUCGUUAAGGGGAAAGUAAACUUUGCCAAACGGUGGCAGCAAUACAACAUCUUGGACAACACUCGGCGCUUCAAACGGGAAAGUUAUCCUUUCCAACGUAAGGAGGAUAUCGUCCAAUACUUUGACAACUUCGAGCACGCUCUGUCGGAAAACGAUCUGUGGGAGAUGUCCGAGCGAAUCAAACCACGACCUCGGACCUCGCCUGUUAAGCUCGAUUCACUCAUCACCUCUAGUGACACGCCUACCGGGAACAAUGGGCCUCUCGCUAAGGGGAAUCCCACCACCUGACGAAGGUUUUCUUUCUGGUGAAUUGAGGUUUAUUACCACGACCACAACAAGUAUUCAUGCUUGCUAAUGGGCACUCAUAUGAAUGAUGAAGAACUAGGAGAAAAAGACAACACUCGAGCGUGGAUUUUGUAACUUCCACCCUUAACUCUUACUUUUUGCACCCAUAUGAUUGAUUGGCCACUGAAAAUCCAUAUUUGUAUACUGGCUCAACAAAAUGUCCACCGGGAUCAUGUUCGAAAACUCGUUGAGACAUUGUUUGGAUCAACACACAAGCGUAGGUUAGACUCUGAAACCCUUUGAAUGAAAUUGUCUUGAAGAACAUCAACCAAGUAUUUGCCAUAUACAAGUUGCAAACCGCGGAAGAAGUUGGUAAAAGUGGAUACCUGUAUUUUUGUUGGAAAAUCCGGACUAUGUUGGCCGGAUCUUGCCUCAAAGGCUGUGAUUGUUAGACUCCAAAAAUGGUAAAAUCAAUUGAACAACCCCCAUGAAACAAAACACCGGAGCAACAACGUUGAACAAAUGUCUCGUGAAUAAUAACUACUGUAUUAUUGCAUAACAAUACAGCACAAUCGUUGUUAGUAACAUGAUGAAUUGUAACUGCCGCUGCUACAAGUACUAAAUGAACAAGAAUAAUAAUACGGCAACAACUUGUGCUAGUUCCAAAAUCUCUGUCAAAUUGUCAUAUCAAAACUGCACCAUUGUCCAAUAAGGUUUGGAGACCUAUUUAUUGAUGUGUGGCAACGAAGAAUAGUAUAUGUAAUAAUAAACGUAUCUUUGUAAAGACA
This is a messenger RNA of Tigriopus californicus, 5369 nucleotides long. It is a transcript of the gene C3G, whose product is annotated as rap guanine nucleotide exchange factor 1-like. The record is from RefSeq and is a predicted model, not a curated record. The coding region runs from base 967 to 4584 and encodes 1205 amino acids. The transcript has 12 exons. Gene Ontology annotation, cellular component: plasma membrane. Gene Ontology annotation, biological process: positive regulation of GTPase activity; Ras protein signal transduction. Gene Ontology annotation, molecular function: guanyl-nucleotide exchange factor activity. NCBI's taxonomy places the organism in Eukaryota, Metazoa, Arthropoda, Copepoda, Harpacticoida, Harpacticidae.